Messenger RNA from Drosophila guanche, 2869 nucleotides. RefSeq names its product BTB/POZ domain-containing protein 17 (gene Tango10). Gene Ontology annotation, molecular function: protein binding. Lineage: Eukaryota; Metazoa; Arthropoda; Insecta; Diptera; Drosophilidae. The record is from RefSeq and is a predicted model, not a curated record. The coding region runs from base 149 to 1870 and encodes 573 amino acids. The transcript has 4 exons.
UAACUCCGAUUUGUUUUAUUUGCCUUUGCACCCCACGAAUAAUCUACGAUGUUUCUGCCUCGCAGCACUGAAAUACUGUAAAGGAUCAAGUUACAAGUGCAGCUACUCAAAUUGCGUGCAACUCGGAUCUAAGUGGACUUUGACUGCAAUGAACGCGAAUGGGAAUGGAGGCGCGGCCAACUCAGGUGGCGCUGGCGCUAUGGGUGGUGUAGGUGCACGCGGAGGUGGUGCUGGCGUGCAGGGUGCAGGUGCAGGUGCAGGUGCAGCUGCAGGUGCAGCUGCUGGCGGCGCAGUUGCUGCUGGAGCUGGCCCGGCUCCAGCCGCCGGAGCCGAGGCAGCACCCAACGCCAAUGGCAACGGCUCAAACACAGGCGGCGACCCCAGCGAGGACCAGGAGGCAAAGAGGCGCAAGUGCUUGGAGACGGAGGACACCCAGGAUGGUGCAAGCACAAUGAUCGACGCCAACAGCGUGCUGAACAAGAUUGCUCACCUCUAUGCGGAGCAGCUGAUGUCGGACAUAGUGCUGCUGGUGGAUGGCAAGGAGUACCCCGCCCACCGGGUCAUACUCUCCGCCAGCAGCGACGUCUUUCAGGUGAUGCUGAUGAACCCCGAGUGGAACGAGUGCAGCAAGCGCGUCAUCGAGCUGCACGAGGAGGACUGCUGUGCGGCCGUCUUUCCGCAGUUCAUCAAAUAUCUGUAUGUGGGCCACAUCGAGGUGACGCUGCAGACGGUCAUGCCCAUGCUGGCCAUCUCCGAUAAGUACAAUGUGCGCGAUCUCAUCGAUCUGUGUGUGGGCUACAUGACGAAGCAUGUGGCGAAGGCAGCGACCAGCGGCUACCUGGUCUCCUGGCUGCAGUACACGCACACACUCUCCUUUUCGCCCACACACAAUGAUCUCACCGAGACGCUGAAGCGUUUCCUCAAGUGGAACCUCGAGAUGGUGGCCGAGUCCAAGGACUUUGUCGAAAUGGAUCCAGCCAUACUCGAGCUGCUGCUGCAGCAGAACGACAUCGUCAUCUCCAGCGAGUACAAGAUGUUCACGAUCCUGCAGACCUGGCUGCUGCAUCGUCGCAAGCUCAUCGAGAGCUCGCCACACACCAGCAUAGAGAAGGUGAACACCUUCAUGGAACUGAUCGAGCAGACAGUCAUGCACAUUCGCUUCGGCAUGAUGACCCCGCGCCAGCUGUCGCAUCUGCUAAUAGAUCCACUCACCGAGUACCACAAGGAGUUCCUAGUCGAGCGCAUUGCCAUUGGCAUGAGCUACCAGUCCGGACAGGAGGAUCGCGUGCGUCAGGUGCGCUGCAGCGAGUUUGGCGAGCUGCAGUUCACGCCCAGACUCUACUGGAACGACACCUGGAGUGUCGACAUCAAUGUGCCACACUUCGAUCGCAUCGAGCGCUACGUCAACUAUGUGACCUGCUUCUUUUCACAGCGCAGCAUUGCGGAAACUGACGAUGAUCCUUGCAUGACCUGGGAGAUUGAGUUCUUCCCGCGCGGCGUUAAGUAUAAUAGAGCCAAAAUGGUUUGGGGCGAGGAUGUGCCUGGCUGCUACCUGAACACGGUGCGCUUGCGUGUCACCUGCAAGAAUCAGAACAUUGACGAGGAGCGCUUCAAGAUUACUGUCCUGAUUGUGGGCGUGCAGAAUCAGAUAACGCACAUUCGUACCAUGGUGGAGCGCACCGAGUACUUUUCGGAUACAUCGCGCGUCAUCAAUUUGGACAAUCUGCUGCCGUACGAGGAGCUGGAGCAGGAGUCAACAUCAUUGAGUCCACACUUGAGUGGUAAUCAGCGCAACACGCUCACCCUCCACGUGGUGAUCACGCCAAUGGGCAAACACACGUGCCGCGAAACGCCGCCAUUUCAGUUCUAAAUGUUUGAAACUCAUCCCAGUCCCACAUCCACAUCCACAUCCACACCCUUCCUAUUCCUCCCCACCCCAUCUCGUUGGCCCAUUGUACCUACGGUAGCUACGAUACUUCGCUUUCCAUUUACAUUUUAUGUGUGUGUGUGUGUGGGCCAGAUCUCCACGAUCUCCACUCCCCUGUCCUCAUCCUCAUCCUCCUCCUCCGCCUCCGCCUCCUCAAAGAAAGGUGUAUUUAAUAUGUUAUGAACAAAUUAUUUUUGUUUAUUCUCUGUCUAAGUUAAAGAUAAACAAAUUAGGAAGGAAGCUUAAGGCCAGGGCCAUUAUUUCAGUAUCGAACCCUAGCAAUUAGCGCGUUGUUUACACGGACACACUGUCCGCACACUGUCCGUUGGCCGCAGACCCCUCAUCCAGUGCUCUAUUGUAUGUAGUGUUUCGCACUAUACUAAAAAUAUUCUAACUACUUUAAUCAUUGACUUUGUAUAGCAACACAAACUUUGACUUUCGCCUCUCCUUCUUCGUUGCCAUGGCCCAGAGGAGUGCGACAUCGUUCAAAUAGAGACAGAGACAGAGUGCUCGCUCCACUAGCACUGCUCGUGUUCUCUUUUGCUGUGUGUCCCCCAGCCUUGGAUAAGUUUUAGUGCUUUACAGCUAAUAGACAUGUGAAUACGCGCAUCACGUACAGACAUAUCUAUGUACAAUAUGUUGAUCCGUUUAUGGCUGGGACUUAUUCCAACUAUCUGUCCUAUCUUUACUGCUUACGCAUUACUGUAAGACGACACAACGGACAACGUACGGACAGAACAGGACAUCGAAUAGUCAUGGCUUGGAGUCGACAAAGCUUUCGAGAUUGUGUGUGUCUGUUAUUCCUAUCGGAAAACAAAUUGGAUCGGCUAUUGAUUUGUGUCCGGUCCGGUCUGAAAUAAGCAAAUGUAUCGACUAAUUUUAGCUCUAAAUGUAAUAAAACAUCGAGCCAAUCGAAAUAAUAUUGGCCAUAUAAAACUGUAA